Molecule: messenger RNA, 438 nt
Organism: Pseudogymnoascus verrucosus
Lineage: Eukaryota; Fungi; Ascomycota; Leotiomycetes; Thelebolales; Thelebolaceae
Exons: 2
Coding region: 1-438 (145 amino acids)
Source: RefSeq, a predicted model, not a curated record
AUGGCUAAGAAGAGUCAGAAGCUGUGGAGCGUUAUUGUGUGUGUGCAGGUUAGCUUGCAGAGCUUGGAAGUUGCCGCCAAGGGGUAUAAGGAGAGACUGUUGCCGUUGGUUGAUGGGUUGUUGGAGGCGUAUGAUGUGAUGGCGGGGUUGGUGAAUGUUGCGGGGAAGGAGGAUCAGGACGGCAUCUUGCGUGACUUGAAGGGAGGGCCGGACGAGAGGAGGGAGGUGGUGGCAAAGUUGAUGAAUAUGUUGUCGUUGUGGAAUUGGUCGACUCAAUGGGUGACUCAGCUGACGGUGUUGAGGGAGGCGGUGGUGAGUGUGAGGGAGGAGGUGUCCGAUAAGAUGAUCAUUAUGACUAUGGAGCGGAAUACUGUGAAUCCGACAGCAGGGGAGGAGGGGGCAUACAAGGAGGCAGAGAUGAUGAAUCUGCAGAACUGA